This is a messenger RNA of Pundamilia nyererei, 1812 nucleotides long. Its product is annotated as serine hydroxymethyltransferase, mitochondrial-like. The record is from RefSeq and is a predicted model, not a curated record. Gene Ontology annotation, biological process: tetrahydrofolate interconversion. Gene Ontology annotation, cellular component: cytoplasm; mitochondrion. Gene Ontology annotation, molecular function: glycine hydroxymethyltransferase activity; pyridoxal phosphate binding. The transcript is spliced from 12 exons. Bases 228 to 1760 code for a protein of 510 amino acids. NCBI's taxonomy places the organism in Eukaryota, Metazoa, Chordata, Actinopteri, Cichliformes, Cichlidae.
UGACUUCAGCUAAUGUUUUUACUAUGAAAAUGUUUCUAUGCCUGUUUGUUUUAUGGAAGUUUCCUAUUCAAAGAACUCACAGAGCGAGAUGAAAGGGAUUAUUUACUGUAGUCAUUAUUAUCAGUGACACAAAGUACGUGUCCGGUAUCUGGCUACAUCCAGUACUGAUUUUACUUUCACCCUUUGCACCUGGGAAGUUUUCUGUUUUUCCCUCAGCUGUUGCAGACAUGCUCUCUCUGACGUUAAGGCAAAGAUUACAGCCCCUUUUUCUCAGUGCUUCAGCAUGUUUGGGCCAACAGAGGCAGAUGACUGCAAAAUCUUGCAGAAGACACCUCAGCAACAGCAGCAGCAGCGAUGGGUGGACAGGACAGGAGAGCCUGGCUCAGGAUGACCCAGAGAUGUGGAGACUCCUGCAGCAGGAGAAGGACAGGCAGUGUCGGGGACUGGAGCUCAUCGCAUCAGAGAACUUCUGCAGUCGUGCAGCUUUGGAGGCACAGGGCUCCUGUCUGAACAACAAAUACUCUGAGGGAUACCCAGGACAAAGAUACUACGGAGGUGCGGAGAUUGUCGACCAGAUCGAGCUGCUGUGUCAGAAGCGAGCGCUCUCGGUCUUUGGUCUGGAUCCCAAUCUGUGGGGCGUUAAUGUUCAGCCAUACUCUGGAUCCCCUGCUAACUUUGCAGCCUACACCUCUGUGCUGCAGCCUCAUGACCGCAUCAUGGGCCUGGAUCUGCCUGAUGGGGGACACCUUACCCACGGCUACAUGUCAGACAACAAAAGAGUCUCAGCCACCUCUAUUUACUUUGAAUCGAUGCCUUACAAAGUGGAUCCCCAAACAGGUCUCAUAGAUUAUGACCAGCUGGAGAAGACUGCUCGCCUUUUCAGACCCAGACUUAUCAUAGCAGGAACCAGCGCCUACGCUCGUCUCAUCGACUACUCUCGCAUGAAGAAGUUGUGUGCGGAGCUGAGUGCCUACCUGCUGGCAGAUAUGGCUCAUAUUAGUGGCCUGGUGGCUGCAGGAGCUGUUCCCUCUCCUUUUGAGCACGCUGACCUUGUGACUUCCACCACCCAUAAGUCCUUGCGUGGAGCAAGGGCUGGCCUGAUCUUCUACCGGAAAGGUGUGAGGUCCGUGGAUAAGAAAGGCAGGGAAGUCCUUUAUGAACUCCAGGACAGAGUGAACUUUGCUGUGUUUCCAUCACUUCAGGGAGGACCUCACAACCACGCCAUUGCUGGGGUGGCUGUCGCCCUCAAACAGGCUUCCACUCCCAUGUUCAAGAGAUACAUCCAUCAAGUGCUGCUGAACACCAAAGCCAUGGCCAAUGCUUUGUUUAAAAAAGGCUACACUUUGGUGUCAGGUGCUGAUUUCUCAGGUGGAACAGACAACCACCUGGUUUUGGUUGAUCUUCGACCUCGUGGUAUGGAUGGUGCUCGAGCUGAGAGGGUCCUGGAGCUGGUGUCAAUCACGGCCAACAAGAACACCUGUCCUGGAGAUAAGAGCGCCCUCACUCCAGGAGGACUUCGACUUGGAGCUCCAGCUCUGACCUCUCGGCAGUUUAAGGAGGCAGAUUUUGAAAAAGUUGUGGAGUUGAUUGAUGAAGGGAUUCAGAUUGCACUGGACGUGAAGAAGAAGACCGGAAACCUGGCUAGCUUCAAGUCAUUUCUGCUGGAGGACCAAGAUACAGUGUCACGCAUCACAGAGCUCCGCCAGCGGGUGGAGCUAUUCGCCAGGCCCUUCCCCAUGCCAGGAUUUACUGACCAUUAGAAAAAACUCAGACAAACAAGCUGUAAUGCAGAGUGUUACACUUUGUUUUGUU